Messenger RNA from Blumeria graminis f. sp. triticale, 552 nucleotides. The record is from the annotation of a GenBank genome assembly. Lineage: Eukaryota; Fungi; Ascomycota; Leotiomycetes; Helotiales; Erysiphaceae.
AUGAGAACUUUACCAAAUAUCAUUAUUACUGGCACACCGGGUGUCGGCAAGACAAAUCAUUGUGAAAUAUUAUCUAGGGAAACGGGACUGAAGCAUAUCUCUAUAAACGAUAUUGUCAAAGAAAGAGAUUGUCAUGAGGGAUAUGACGAGAAUUUUCAGAGUUGGAUUGUGGAUGAGGACAAGCUACUAGACUCUAUAGAAGACGAGGUGAAACAGGGUGGAUGCAUAAUUGACUGGCAUGCGUGCGAAUUGUUUCCAAAAAGUUGGAUCGACCUCGUUAUUGUUCUUCGAGUGGACUCCACGCUGCUGUAUGAUCGAUUAAAAUCAAGGCAAGAUGGGAUAUACCUCAACAAUAUUAGGUUGCAAGAGAAUCUGGAUGUGGAGAUUAUGGAAGUCCUGCUUCAGGAAGCCAGAGAUGCAUAUGAUGAAGAAAUAAUUAUUGAGCUUUCAAGCAAUGAACUUGAUGACAUGGACUGCAACAUUGAACGCAUUAAGACUUGGUUUGCUCAGUGGAAGAUGGACAAUACUAAAAAUGAUAAAGUAAUGAACUAA